This is a messenger RNA of Colletotrichum chrysophilum, 798 nucleotides long. RefSeq lists its product as uncharacterized. Gene Ontology annotation, cellular component: cytoplasm. Gene Ontology annotation, biological process: carbohydrate catabolic process; deoxyribonucleotide catabolic process. Lineage: Eukaryota; Fungi; Ascomycota; Sordariomycetes; Glomerellales; Glomerellaceae. The transcript has a single exon. The record is from RefSeq and is a predicted model, not a curated record. Gene Ontology annotation, molecular function: deoxyribose-phosphate aldolase activity. Bases 1 to 798 code for a protein of 265 amino acids.
AUGGGCAGCACAGAAGCCUCACACACGAUCACCGUGACCCUUGGUCAGGUGGCCAAGAUGAUUGACCACUCACUCCUCCACCCGACCAUGACCGAUACCGACAUCCUGGAGGGUCUUCGCAUUGCCAAAAAGUACAAUGUCGCCACGGCAUGCGUAAAGCCUUACCUUAUCCCCCUCGCCAAAAGCGAACUUGAAGGCAGUGACGUGCUGGUCUGCCCGGUCAUCGGCUUCCCUCACGGCAACAGCACCACCGAAGUCAAGAUCUUUGAAGCCGAAGGCGCCGCUCACGAUGGCGGAAAGGAAAUCGACAUGGUUGUCAACAUCGGAAAGGUUCUCGGUGGCGAUUGGGACUAUGUCGCCGAGGAAAUUCGCCAGAUCAAUGAAGCUGUCGUCGAGCACGGUGCCAUUCUCAAAGUCAUUUUCGAAAAUGACUAUCUUCAGGAGAAGCACAUCAUCCGGCUGUGUGAGAUUUGCUCGGACAUUGGUGUUGGCUUCGUCAAGACAUCAACGGGAUACGGCUUUGUGAAGCAGCCCAAUGGGCUGUACACAUAUGCUGGGGCAACAGUGCCGCAUCUCAAGCUCAUGAGGCAGCAUUCGAAGUCGGAGGUACAAGUCAAGGCAGCGGGAGGUGUGCGAACGUUGGAUGACCUGCUCCAUGUCAUGUCUUUGGGUGUCACGCGAAUUGGGGCUACUGCCACGAUUGCGAUCAUGGAAGCUGCUGUUGCUAGAGGUAUCACGGACAAGCCGAAAACUGUGGAGUUCAAGCCCAUCAGCCACGCAGCGUCUGGAGGUUAUUAG